Talaromyces amestolkiae is the source of this 1542-nucleotide messenger RNA. RefSeq lists its product as uncharacterized. The record is from RefSeq and is a predicted model, not a curated record. Lineage: Eukaryota; Fungi; Ascomycota; Eurotiomycetes; Eurotiales; Trichocomaceae. Gene Ontology annotation, biological process: sulfite transmembrane transport; transmembrane transport. The transcript has 6 exons. Gene Ontology annotation, cellular component: plasma membrane. Bases 1 to 1542 code for a protein of 513 amino acids. Gene Ontology annotation, molecular function: sulfite transmembrane transporter activity.
AUGGCGGGGCAUCAUUCGCAGAUUCGCUCCAUCUAUGCAUCGAAUAGAUGGUUUGCGAUCGUUAUGGGAACAGGAAUAAUCUCGAUCCUUCUGUACAAGAUCCCUUACAAAGGCGCAUGGCUCUAUUGGAUAUCAGUGGCCAUUUUUGUCAUCGACAUCAUUCUCUUUGUUGUCUUUUCGUUAAUUUCGGCUCUACGGUACCUCUGCUACCCGGUCCUUUGGCGUGCCAUGAUCACUCAUCCCGUUGAGUCCUUGUUCUUGGCGACGUUUCCUAUGAGUGUGGGCAUUAUUGCCCAAGGAGUCGUGAACAUUUGUGUACCCGCUUGGGGUUCCUGGGCUGCAACUCCGGCCUGGGUAUUAUGGUGGAUUGAAGUUGUGACUUCUGUUGCGAUAUGCUUCUACAUACCAUUCAAUAUUAUGUCCAUCCACAAGACCGAUAUCGCGUCCGUGACACCUUUUUGGCUUCUCCCUAUCGUUUCUACCAUAAUAUGUGCGGCCACCGGCGGUAUGGUUGCAGGGGUACUACCGAGUCCCACCCAUGCCCUCUGGACCCUUAUAGUCAGCUACGUACUUUGGGGAAUCGGCAUCCCUCUCGCGCUCUUUACCCUCGUUCUCUACUACCACCGCUUGACACUCUACAGCAUCCCGCCACCAGCGGUUCUUUCUUCUAUAUUCCUCCCUUUGGGUCCACUGGGAGAGGGCGGAUUCGGCAUCAUGCAGCUGGGUGCCGUAUCUCGAACUGUAUUUCCACUAACAAAGACCCUAUCUCUUGCACCAGAUGCGGGAGACAUCGUUUUUGUCUUGGGAUUCUUCACGGCGCUGUUAAUGUGGGGAUUCGGGCUUGCAUGGCUAUCCUGGGGAGCAAUGGCUUGUACACGGACGAUACCACCGUUUAACAUGGGCUGGUGGAGUAUCGUCUUUGCGAUAGGUGUUUUCACCGGGUCUACUAUUACCUUAGGCGAAGAGAUGGGAUCAAGGUUCUUUGAAAUUUUGGGAACAACAGCAGAGACUCACUUGCUGGCCCCAUUGGGGUUGUUGGCCCCUGAUGGCUUUGACGAUGCCGACGAUGUCUUUGACGACGUCGAGAAUGUCCUUGACAAGAGUCAAGAACUCCAGGACGUUCUUGAGAACGGGAAUGGCUUCGGCGACGAAGCCGGGCAUGGCCGCAGCGACGGAUUUGACGGCGGCGAGCAUGGCGGGCAUGCUGGCGGCGGCGGUGGUGAUGGUGGUGGUGGUGAUGGUGGUGGUGGUGGUGGUAGCAGCAGCAGCAGCAGCAGAAUCCCACGGAAUCUAGCGCCUGGGAACGACGACGACGACGAUGYAAUGGCGGCUGGGAACGACGACGACGACGACGACGACGACGACGAUGCAAUGGCGGCUGACCAGGUGUACGAACUUCGGUAUUCUAAGGCGGUGGUUGAGGGUUUGAUGUGCGCCAGAAGGUUGAUGCGAUCAACGCUGAAUGCUGGUUGUGGGGAUCUCAGUGCAGCAGCGGUUCAGCCUGUUGGGAACGACGACGACGAUGCAGUCUACUCUCGGUAG